AUGCAUGGUUCAGGUGCUCCACUUCGUGAUCCCACCCUCUACUGCCAGCUAGUGGGUUAUCUUGUCUACCUGACAGUUACUCGUCCCGAUAUUGCUUAUGUUGUUCACAUUGUUAGCCAAUUCAUGGUUGCCCCAUGUUCCGAUCACUAUGCAGCUAUUUUUUGCAUCUUUAGAUACCUUAAAGGUACUAUGUUUCAUGGCGUAUACUUCUCCUCCAAAUCAUCUCUUGUCCUUCAAGGUUAUUUUGAUGUUGAUUGGGAUGGGGAUCUGGCAGAUCGUCGGUCAACCACCACAUAUUGUUUCUUUUUAAGCAAUUCUAUUAUUUCAUGGUGCAGCAAAAAGCAGUCCUUAACUUCGCGAUCUAGCACCGAGUCUGAGUAUCGUGCUAUUACCGAUAUAAUUCAGGUGCUUCUUUGGCUGCAUUGA
This is a messenger RNA of Cynara cardunculus var. scolymus (artichoke), 426 nucleotides long. RefSeq lists its product as uncharacterized. The record is from RefSeq and is a predicted model, not a curated record. NCBI's taxonomy places the organism in Eukaryota, Viridiplantae, Streptophyta, Magnoliopsida, Asterales, Asteraceae. The transcript has a single exon. The coding region runs from base 1 to 426 and encodes 141 amino acids.